GGAGGGGGGUCCAGGAGGGGAGGGGACGGGAGGGGAGGGGACGGGAGGACCCCCUCGGGCCUCCUGGGACAGCAAGUGGGACCACAAUGACCCGGUGGCUCCAGUGUAAGUAAAUGCAAAUUACAAUAGUCCUGAAUUCACACCAUCAUCAUGAAGUUGGAACAAAAAACCGUGUGCUCAACGUGGGGCACGAAUCUUCCCAGAACGAGUAAGCAGCAACGGUCAGCUGUAACGGCCAUCAUAAAGUCGCUCAACAGACAGAUGCCCGUGCCAGGCCUUGUUCAGGACACUGGAGACACAGGGCUGAACCUGGAGCCUGAGAACAAACAGGUGAAUCAGGCCAUCAACAGACUGUCACGGACUCAGGCAGGCAGAGGGGACAGAAUGCCAUGGGCAGAGAGGGGUGCGCCUGCCUGGGGGGACAUGCUGGGCCUGGAGAGCCAAUCAGCCCCCUGAAGGAGGAGCAAGAAAGGCCCCAGGUUCAUGUGGCCCCAUGUGACCAAGGCCAGCAGGAGGGCUCUGGGGAGGGAUGCUGGGUGAAAGUGGGUGGGGAGGGCGGCCCCUCUGUGCACACAUGCCCACGCCAUGCUCCCGGGAGGCCCCAAACAAGGGAGCCCCUUCUUUCUCCACCUCAGCCCUCACACUUCCCAAACGUGCCCCACAGGGCUGGGGGCACACCUCAGCGGUACAACUGUCCCCACAGGCACGACAACCUGGGUCCAAUCCCCAGCACCACAAAAAGGCAGCUGGAGCCAAAUGCAUCCAGUCCCCCUGAGAUGCCACUGGAAACCCCUGUUCCUCAGGGGAGCUACGUGGGGACCACACAGGGUCUCUCCAUGUCCCAGGGGCUCGCCGCCCACUCCUGGCUUCUCAGGGCCCUGGGCACCUGCUAAGUCCUGCAUCACCCUAACCCUAAGGCACCCGGAGUGCGAGGGAUGGGAAGGCCGAGGAGCCUCCACCAGCCAGCCGCUCAGGAGCCACCUGGACAGCCGGAACAGGCCCGGCAGGGGGAGCACACGGAUGGCCUCCCUGUGCGGCCAGCCAGUCACCCAGGAGCACCCCCAGGUGGGCAUGCGACAGCCCUAGCCCCACCCACCAGCAUGGGUGGCUUCCUGCUGCCAGCUGCUCUCCGCAACACCAAGGGUGGCCUUGGAGCCCGAGCACAAGGCAGGGCUGGCCUCCAUGCCCAGCCAUGCCCCGUCCCAGUCCCCACAGCAGCAGGGGGUGAGGCGGAAGCUCAGGCUGCAGCAGGCUCAGGGCCUGCACCAAACUCGGACCAAAUGUCAUGGCCAUGGCAUGUCACGACUGCCGGGCUGUGUGCACACGUGCUGGUGUGCGUGCACGCGUGGGGGGUGUCUGCAUGUGCUUGUGCGAGUGUACAUCUGCACGAGUACAGGGGGGUGCGCCCGUGUGCACCCACACACGUGCACGCAGACUGGGUGGCUCCUGGCCUCCAGCAGCGGGGCUCUGCAGGGCACCAGGGGACCCUGGAUACCCCAACCUCCUCCUCUGCAGUCACGGGCCUCUGAGCCACCGCUGAGCUGGAAACAGCCCAGGACACAGCCUGCCACCUGCCCCAGGGGGGCGCAGUGGGCGAGGUCCUGCUCCUGCCCUGGCCUGGAGGCCCACCAGCCGCCCGCAGGAGGAGCCUCUGGAGCCAAGGAGCCAGGUGCUCAUCCCAGGAGGGAGCUGGAGGGGCCAUCAGCCACUCCAGCAGCCACCAGGCACCCUUCUUGUGCCUCAGACCCUUCCCUGAAGCAGAAGAUGCAGGAGUGGACUGGAGCUUGGCUCCAGUCAGACGUCCACUCCUGGGCCUGCUUCACAAAGGCGGGCAUCGGAACCUCCAUGGGUCUCUGGCUGGGGAAGGCCAGGGCUGGGUACCCUGCCAGCCACCUUGCAGCCCAUGGAGUGGACACUCUGGCAGGUGGGGUGGACACAAAGCCACACUGGGAAGCGGGCAGGGCAGGCUGCAGGGCCUGCUGUGGGGACAGAGGGCUGUGCUGUUACCCACCCAAAGCUGCUGCCCUCUGGCCCGUGUGGGCUCCAGGAGACACCUCCAUACAUGACCUAGAUCAAUCUUCUCAUGAACCCAACAGGGAGGCACUGCCACCAGCCACGUUUCCCAGGUCUGUCCCCAUCGACUCCUUCCUGUUGGAUCCUUUCCUUGAUCUGCUCUUCCACACCUCUGCAACCUCUGGCCAGCAACCCUGCCUCGGUUUCCCCAACUGUCCACUGGAAUGAUGAAGCAUCCUGGGGUGCGGAUGUGUGGACAGUGCGACGAUCCUGUCCAGUCAACAUCAAUGCGCUGGCAUGGUGCAGCUGUGAGGCGCGGUUGAGCUGAACAGCCUUCCCUCCAUUCCUGCCCCUGUGUGUGGGACGCAGACCAAAUGCCCUCAGUCUGCCACUCAGCAGGACAAACAGGCUGUCCCCCUCCCCCUCACCUCCACUGCAGGACCCAGGGACUCCACUCCCCCUCACCUCCACUCCUCCUCACCUCCACUGCAGGACCCAAGGAUUCCACUCCCCCUCAUCUCCACUCCCCCUCACCUCCACUCAAGCUCACCUCCACUCAUCCUCACCUCCACUCCUCCUCACCUCCACUGUAGGACCCAAGGAUUCCACUCCCCCUCACCUCCACUCAUCCUCACCUCCACUGCAGGACCCAGGGACUCCACUCCCCCUCACCUCCACUCAUCCUCACCUCCACUGCAGGACCCAGGGACUCCACUCCCCCUCACCUCCACUCAUCCUCACCUCCACUCAUCCUCACCUCCACUGCAGGACCCAGGGACUCCACUCCCCCUCACCUCUCCCUCACCUCCACUCAUCCUCACCUCCACUGCAGGACCCAAGGACCCAAGGCCUAACUCAGCUUAUUAAUCCCAAGCAUCUACUCCCCUGAGGAGCGACCAGGCCAGUGCUGCUGACAAGGGACACAUGGGUCAGCAUGGAGAAUCUACUGGCCUUCAGGCAGCCCAGGAGCGGAUGGCCCAGAGACGGACCUGCUGAGCCGGGUCUGAAAAGAUCUUUUAAUGGGUGCAGAGUCCAGGCCUCGGGCUCCAGAGCGGCAAAAGCCCGGAGGGAGGGAAGCUGUAGAGGCAGUGGGGGUACAUCACAGGAAGCCUCUUGAAAAGUUUGUGGCUUAUGGUAAAUACAAUGGCGACAUCAGAGGGCAAUUGUAAGCAGGAGGGUUGAAUUCGAAGCUAUUGUUUUUACAACCACCACCUGGCUUCGGCUUGGCCAUCGUUUUAGAAGGGCAAAAUGAGACAUCUAAAGAGACUUGGGAAAUAUCAAAACAGCGGGAGAGUGGACCUAGCGUUCCUCCGGCCUGGGCUAGCCCUUUUAUUCCCACGCACCCAUUUUUGCUAGGAAAAGUUCUAUCCCCAAUCUGCAGACGAGGAUUCGAGAGGCCUCCUGUUUUGCAACGAGACACCUCCACCUCUGAGAACCAAGGCCCGGCCUGGAGCGGGGCGGGCUGCCCUUCACUUCUCCCAGGACACGCACCCACUCCAACCCCCCAAAAGCUGUGGGCCCAGAACUUUCCUUUUUAAAAUUUAAAAAUUAAUGUUGCA
Messenger RNA from Ictidomys tridecemlineatus (thirteen-lined ground squirrel), 3572 nucleotides. The record is from RefSeq and is a predicted model, not a curated record. NCBI's taxonomy places the organism in Eukaryota, Metazoa, Chordata, Mammalia, Rodentia, Sciuridae.